Messenger RNA from Chlorella variabilis, 510 nucleotides. RefSeq lists its product as hypothetical. Gene Ontology annotation, biological process: microtubule-based movement. The transcript is spliced from 3 exons. Gene Ontology annotation, molecular function: microtubule binding; microtubule motor activity; ATP binding. The annotation marks the transcript as partial. The record is from RefSeq and is a predicted model, not a curated record. NCBI's taxonomy places the organism in Eukaryota, Viridiplantae, Chlorophyta, Trebouxiophyceae, Chlorellales, Chlorellaceae.
AUGUUGCACCACCAUCACCGCUUGCCCCGAAACACCACCACCACCUCUUCUUCCCUCCUUCCCUACACCACAUCUCCUCCCCCCCUUCCUCCCCCCCAGGUGGUCAACGGCUUCAACUCCACAGUGUUUGCCUACGGCCAGACCAGCUCCGGCAAGACGCACACGAUGAAGGGCACGGGGGACGACCCGGGCAUCAUCCCGCUGGCGGUGCGCGAGAUCUUCCAGCUCAUCGGCGCCUGCCAGGACCGCGAGUUCCUGCUGCGGGUAUCCUACAUGGAGCUGUACAACGAGGACAUCAACGACCUGCUGGCCCCAGACAACCAGAAGCUGGCGGUGCACGAGACCAAGGAGGCUGGGGUGCACGUGGCAGGCCUGCGGGAGGACAUUGUCAGCAGCCCCGAGCAGGUGCUGGAGCUGCUGGAGUGCGGCGAGCGGCACCGCCACACGGGUGAGACGCGCAUGAACAAGUCGUCCUCCCGCUCACACACCGUCUUCCGCAUGGUGGUGGAG